This is a messenger RNA of Drosophila elegans, 671 nucleotides long. RefSeq lists its product as uncharacterized. Lineage: Eukaryota; Metazoa; Arthropoda; Insecta; Diptera; Drosophilidae. The record is from RefSeq and is a predicted model, not a curated record. The transcript has 2 exons. The coding region runs from base 158 to 604 and encodes 148 amino acids.
CGCAUACAAAAUUAUUUGUUGAUUACAGUCAGUUUUCUAUAUGAGUCCGAAUACAAAAGGCAGUUAUUUUUACACUUUCACAAGAAUAUAAAAAUCCAAAUUACUUACGUUUUAGUGCAUAGUCAAACCAAAUUUUAAAUAAAAAACUACAUUUAUAAUGGAUAAGAACAAGCCCUCAUUGCUGCCCUAUAUAAUGGACCUGCUCAGUCGUCAGCCACAUCUAUUCACCUCCAAGGAAGAGUUGAUCGAGGGCAUCAGGGAUGUUGUGCUCGAGGAGCACAUCACUCCAUUCAGCACCCUCCAGCAAGCUGUGGACUUUUCCCUGGAUGUGGGCGUCAGCCUGGGCAUCCUCUCUUUGACCGACGAGAGGGUCUGUGUGCCCUUCAACUACCGGAAGUGCCCAGCCAAAAAGAAAGUACCCGCUGGUACCCGGAUCUCGCCCCAAGAGGGACGCCGGGCUAUCAAGCAGCGGAUGCCAAAGGCAGGGCCACCGAAGCCGUUGGACAAAGUCGUGGGGAAAAGGUGCGCUAAGCCACGAAAGACCGUCGACAAGGCCAAGACAAGGAGGAAGACGGGCAAGGCAGCUCAGAAGAAACCGUGCUAGAGGAAGCUAAGUCCAAGUGAAUGGGCCGACCCAGACAAUAAAUCACCGUGCCGUACGACGAUCCGUA